This is a messenger RNA of Rotaria sordida, 1485 nucleotides long. Lineage: Eukaryota; Metazoa; Rotifera; Eurotatoria; Philodinida; Philodinidae. The record is from the annotation of a GenBank genome assembly.
AUGUUUCAUAUUUUUCGUUGGCGACGUGAUCCUGAAAAUAUAACACCUUCAGAUCUUACAACAAAUCAAGAGCAUAAAGACUCUCAUUUACGACAUCAUGGAUUACAAUUCUAUCACGGAAAACCGCCAUUUGAACGUUUAUUUCAUGUAAGAAGACAUCGAUCAUCUUCCGAUUAUGAUAAACGACAGUUCAAAGUUACCAAUCGAUCUGCUGAUGCAGCACAAAUACGUCCAACUCAAACAAAAUAUGCACGUAUGCACGCACCUAUUUUAUCAUUUGAUGAAGAAGGAGACAUUCCAUUACCAACAGCUAAACAUAAACAUUUACUUUCUGCUAAUAUUCCACCUCUUUCUGAUUCUCGAGAUAAUCUUUCAGUAUCAAAAUCAGGUGGUGAUAGUGUAUCAGUUGAACAAACACGAAAAGAAAAAUUUCGACGUGCACUACGUUCUGUAUCGAAAGUUGCUUUUAGUCAACUUGGUUUAGGUGGUCUUGUUGUUGGUUAUGUUAUUCUUGGUGGAUUAAUAUUUGAUGCAAUCGAAUCACGUUUUGAAUUAGAACGCUUAGAAGCAAAAGAACGAAAUCGACAACAUUUUGUUGAUCAAUUAUAUACUCAUGCAUAUAGAGAAUUUAAUCGUGUUUUAAAUCAAACAUUUGAACUUAAAUAUGCAUUAUGGCGUGGUGGUUUAUCACGACAUGAUGAACGUAAUGAAGGAUGGCAAAUAGAUGUUGAAAAAGGAUUAUGGAAACAUCAUGUUGAUGAUGAAUUAUUACAAUAUUUUGGUGCCGAAGAAAAAAAUCAAUAUGGUGUUGAACAACAACAAGAACAAAAUACUGUACAAGUUUGGACAUUUUCUAGUGCUAUGCUUUAUUCAGCAACAGUUAUUACAACAAUUGGAUACGGAAAUAUCACACCAAAAACAACAGAAGGAAAAAUUGCAACAAUGAUAUAUGCUAUGAUUGGUAUACCUUUAAUGUUUAUGUGUUUAACAUAUACAGGUGAUUUAUUGGCUGAUGCAUUCAUAUCGGGUUAUUCAAAAAUGGUUAAUUGUCUUUAUCGACAAAUAUGUCGUGGUCGUUUAAAAAAUUGUUUACCUGAUGAUACUAGACGAAGUUUUGAACAACCUGAUUCAGAAGGUGAAGACACUCGACAUGUACCUAUUGUAGCAACAUUAGCUGUACUUGCACUUUAUAUAGUAAUGGGUGCAUUACUUUUUGCUCAAUGGGAAAAUUGGCAUGUAUUAGAUGGAGCUUAUUUUUGUUUUAUAACAUUUACAACAAUUGGUUUUGGUGAUCUUGUACCAGGUAAAGGUACAGUAACAGAAUCUAAAGCAGGUAAAGCAGCAAUGUGUGCAUUAUUUCUUUUGUUUGGUAUGAUUGUUAUGGCCAUGUCAUUUAAAUUAAUGCAAGAUGAAAUUCUAUCAAAAUUUCGUCGAUUUGCUCGACGUUUCGGUUUUGUUAAACGAAAUAUAACUGGUCCUGGAUGA